Xylona heveae TC161 is the source of this 1770-nucleotide messenger RNA. RefSeq names its product FAD dependent oxidoreductase. Gene Ontology annotation, cellular component: cytoplasm. Lineage: Eukaryota; Fungi; Ascomycota; Xylonomycetes; Xylonales; Xylonaceae. The transcript is spliced from 3 exons. Gene Ontology annotation, molecular function: oxidoreductase activity. Bases 196 to 1644 code for a protein of 482 amino acids. The record is from RefSeq and is a predicted model, not a curated record.
UUGGAUUUUUUUUUUUUUUUUAGAUGCUCCUGUCAUUCUUAUUUUCUUGUACAUCUGAUAUUCUCUUUAUUCCUCUUUGUUUAUAAUAUGCGAUCUGAUUUGACAAAUUCGAGGAAAUAGUUCGCCCCACUGUCAUUAUCUAACAAUUAAUUCCAAAAAGCAAAGAAGAAUUGAAAACUUAAAACCAGGACGGAAAUGGACAGGCGCGCCUCGAUUCCCCCGGGUCUUCCACGCUCAAACCCUACCACGGCAUACUGGCAAGACCCACCAGAUGAGCAUAUCUCUAACGUACGCUCUACACCAGAAAUUCCGCAGACUGCGGAUGUAAUAAUUAUCGGCUCAGGAAUUACUGGCGCAUGCGUGGCAUACAACAUUCUCCAGAAAAGCCCAAAUAUGAGGGUCGUCAUGCUUGAAGCGAGGGAAGCAGUUAGCGGUGCAACAGGGCGAAAUGGAGGACAUACCAAGACCGCAAGCUAUCGCAGCUUUCUAGGAAAUUGCCAUGCUCUCGGUGUCCAAGAAGCCAUCAAGAUUGCACGUCUCGAGUAUAAUAAUAUGAAAGCAGUCCAUGCAUUUGCUCGACAAAACAACAUUAACUGUGACCUGCAAUCCGUGGACACAGUAGACGUCAUCCUAAAUGAGCAGGAAUGGCAAAAUGGCAUUGCCGCAGUUGAAGCCAUGCGCAAGGUUAUGAACCCUGGCGAAGGAGCCGCAAACUAUAGACUGCACGACGCAGAGGCGGCUCAGAAACAAUUCCUUAUACCCGAUGCAGUAGGCGCAAUUACCUACGAAGCUGGAAGUCUGAGCGCCUACAAACUCGUGGCAGGGAUAUUGAAGCUCUGUCUGCAGAAAGGUCUCAACUUGCAGACAAACACUCCUGUAACUGCGAUUGAACCUUUCAGUGGUAUGCUAAAUGGCAACACAGCAAGGUCGAAUGGGAUUGACGGUGCCAAACACGAUUAUAAUACAAAGAAAUGGACAGCUACAACUGCUCGUGGCAAGAUAUCCGCACCCAAGCUCGUCUUAGCUACCAACGGUUAUUCCGCACACUUAUAUCCGGCUCUACAGGGAAUCAUUGUACCACUCAAAGGCCAAGUGACUGCACAGCGGCCAGGGAGCAAACUCCCUCCCGGGGCUCUCCCAACCACUUAUUCAUUCAUCUACCAAGACGGAUUCGAAUACAUGAUUCCGCGCCCUCUUGGAUCCAAGUUUGCUGGGGAUACAGUGAUCGGCGGCGGUCUGACCAAAGCCCCAGAACAGGGAUUGUAUCAAUGGGGCAAUGCAGAUGAUACAACUCUUGACCCAGAUAUUUCAGAGUACUUGCAAGAUUGCCUGGUCAAUUUCUUCGGCAGGAACAAUUGGGGCGAAGAUAAUCCAGAAGGACGUGUUCGUAAGGAGUGGACGGGCAUUAUGGGAUAUAGUGCAGAUGGACAUCCGCUGGUAGGGAAAGUUCCUGGCGAAGAAGGAUUGUAUUUGUCGGCGAGCUUUCAAGGGCAUGGUAUGGUGUUGUGUUUCAUGUGUGCCAGAGCACUGACCGAAAUGAUCCUCAAUAAUGAUGGAGAGCGAGAGAUUCUCGACUCUUGGUUCCCCGAAGCUUUCCGCAUAACGAAAGACCGACUGGAGAAGGAAUUUGAAGGAUUUGUUUGAGCAUAAUGGCAUACAUUCGGCCGAGGUAGACCUCGGCCGUUGAGCGGAAGCAUAUUCAUUGUAGUUUCAGCAUGAACAAGCAAAGCAGGAGGCAUUGGUUGGCAUCAAUAUGCUAGAGGAGCGACC